Molecule: messenger RNA, 1389 nt
Organism: Bipolaris sorokiniana ND90Pr
Lineage: Eukaryota; Fungi; Ascomycota; Dothideomycetes; Pleosporales; Pleosporaceae
Exons: 2
Coding region: 1-1389 (462 amino acids)
Source: RefSeq, a predicted model, not a curated record
AUGUCAUUUAUGGAGUAUGAAGGCCAGCGUCCUUGCCUAUCGCACAACAUUUCAUACCAGACCUAUAUCUACGACGACCGCCAUGCUCCUUUAACACUUAGUCACAACACACGAGAGAAUCCUCGCAGCUACCCUGUUGGCGGCAUGCACACACGAGCCAUGCUGGGUGGAGAGGACCAUAUGGUAGAAGCUGGCCCUGUAAGACGUCGUAUUGCAGUAGCGGUGGGGUCUGAUGUCGUGCAUAAAGUCAUGGAUAAUAUCAACAUGGCCCACAAUUUGAGCAGCCUGGCAGGUGCACAACAAAUGAUGCCUGUGUAUCAGUCAGGAGGCGACAACUCCCUGUAUCAGCGCGCGAUACCCAUUCAAUACUCUCAAUACCCAGCACUCGACACUAAAUCAACAUAUGCCCCAGCUUGGACUGUUCCGUUUCCUGAAGACGCCUCGCCUGUGGAGGCUUUUAACCUGGAACAGCCACCAGGAUACAUACCAAACACGGCACCGAUGGCAAACGCAAACAUAUACGGGUCCUCAUAUAGAGGAAGCGAUUCAGGGGCGAGAUAUCUGGGGGGUUCAUGCUUCGACCAAGAAUCAUUCAAUAGUCUGCCCUAUGCCACUUCAAACGGCCGGAUAACUCCACCAGACAUUUCUCCCCUAGAUGCUGGCAUGUCAUCUCUCCAGCUGUCUCUGCCCGAGAGACCUCGUCCCCGCCAAACACACCCAUCAGAGCCCAGCGUGCCUCGGAGGCAUCUGCCAAUGCCACAACCUAAUCCAGCUCAAUCCAAUCGUAACGCUGUAGAUAAAUCACAAGACGAGCGUCUCCGAUCUGCUCGGGUAAGCGGCUCUUCUGCCAUCGAUAAUAGGGGAUCUUUUGCAAGGCCGCCGAUGCCUUGGGUAGUUGAGGGAGGCAACCAAGCAAAUGUACCAGGGGCGUCUCCAACAAACGAUGCGAAACAAGUCAUUGCUCAACCCAGACUGCAUGAUAGCACAGAAAACCCAAUCAGCUACUUUCCUACGACGGGGGACAUAACCACAACAAGCACGAGCUCUCAGCUUGAGUUGGCCUUUAGCACCUCGGGUCUUCUCGAUGGAACGAGCGCAUCUGCACAAGCCACCGCGUACUCUUGUGUCCGUGGAAGUCACCAGAUUGCACCAGGAGAUACUCAAUCAAACAUUCACAGCUUUGAAAGCAGACACUCAGCGAAGCGGAACUCCACGGCUGGUGACUUGCCGAGCAAUCACCCGUUAGGCACUAGUCAUCGCUAUACUCCGUUGAAUCACUCUCCACCUCAGAACUCAUCCAGCAGCCGCAAACCCCAUCGUGAUGUAUGUCAUGGCCGAAGCACGCGGUUGCAACGCACCUCUGUAGGCAGCCUGAACACCACCUAUUAA